Messenger RNA from Procambarus clarkii (red swamp crayfish), 6284 nucleotides. NCBI's taxonomy places the organism in Eukaryota, Metazoa, Arthropoda, Malacostraca, Decapoda, Cambaridae. The record is from RefSeq and is a predicted model, not a curated record.
AUGAGAGAGAGAGAGAGGUAUGGUGGGUGAGGUGGUAACUGUAAGCGGGUGAACAGGUAGUGUGGAGGAGGGAGGGUGGGCGAGGUAAGGGCAACCCCUCGCCAAUGUUUUGUACUGACACGCGUUCCUUCCUCCUCCUCCUCCACUUCCUAACUCCUGGAGAGGAGCCUCGUAAACACAACAAGUGGUUACACCCUGCCGGGAGGCGAUGAAGACAGUCAGAAGUGGAGGUGUGAGGGAGGAACCUCUACAGGACACAAGAGGAAGAUCCACCUCUAUAACCCACCGCUAGAGGGCACAAAGUGGCGUGGCACCCGGCUGACUAGUGCGAGGCACAAACGGCUCCUCCACCGCCCUAUUGUAUUAAUAGCCGCAUCAGGUGUGUGCAGAGUCGUGAGGCGGGUGUCCCAGCUCCAGAGCGCCGCCUUCUAGGCGCCUCCACCAUCUGCUCCACACCUGUUCAUGACAGCUGGUGCUUCGGCCACCAGCUAAACCUCAGCUGGUGCGGCCAACCCUUCCUGUGAACCUGCGCGUGUGUUUACAAAAAUCAGUUUAGUGGGCGAACAGUGGGUUCAAUUCUAUUGAAAAUCAGCGUGUUAACCCUCCAAUUGAACACGUGUUAACAUUGAACCUCUAAUUGUGUGUGUGUGUCAUUUGGUUUAAGAAGCAAAAUAGAAGUGCAUUGGCUUUCAUAAUUCAUCUCAUUGGACUUGUACAUGAGAAGCGUGGACGGUGUAACCAGGAUUGUCAGUUAAGCGGACUUGGUCACACUAACCCCAGUCCGACACUGGGUAUGACCGGGCCCUGUGUGCCCGAGUGCCAGGAUGCCGGGUAGAGGGGGGUCAGGUCACGCUAGGUCACACUCCAGCGUGGACCAUGGGUUGAGAAUCAGCCACUCAGGCAUGUGGGUCGGACGCGACGCGGGUCCGGACGACAGUACGCAGAUGCAUCUGAUUGAUUUCCCUUACGAACAGGUGCCACGAAUACGGACGACGGAGGUGCGGGAACACGGGCAGUUCGUGACGGUGGUGGAGGUGGAGAAGGACGAUGCCGACAAGUCCGGUUCAACGCGCCAUGCUUCGCGGGCCGCGACCCAACCGGUUCCGCGGCCGCGAGGAUUCGUCACGGUGGUGGCAGUUGGGAACAACGCGGACACCAGCCUUCACCUCAACACUGGCAACGUCGCCGUCGACGCUAAUCUCAAGCACCGGACGGAACACCGCGCGGAUGUGGAAGCCGAUUACGUGAACCAGGAAAUGAUAGACAGAGAGAGGAAGACGGCGGAGGAGUGGCAGACGGAGACCGUCCCAGACCAGGUGGUGGUGUACCGUCUGCCGGGGGAGCGGCUUGGUCUGGGGCUCAAAUUCGACGGCGGAAUGGGGGCGCGAGAACGCGUGCGGCGGCUUUUCAUACAGAGUGUCGCGCCGGACUCGCCGGCAGCACGCGCUGCUGUUCCCUGGGGCGAGCUGCAGCCUGGCGAUCAGAUCCUUAAUAUCGAGGGCUGGGCUGUGUCCUCCAUGACCAGAGUGCAGUGCGUGUCCUUCCUGAAGGACGCCGCCAUGAAGAUCACAAUCGGCGUGCACAAGGGAAAUGGACAGCUUCCGGACUUCGACAUGUGCACCUCGGAGGCUCCGGAGUACGUAAAGGAGGAGGGACAGGAAGAAGCGGAGGCCGAGGACGAUAACGAGGACUCCUCACGCCCUCCGCCUCUCAUUGUUGGCGAGAUGAGGAAACGACUCCCACCACCUCCUCUCCCUCCUAGGGCACGGCCCAGAAAAUCCCCAGCACGGCCGCCUAAGGAUCCUACACCCGUACCUCCACCGCCAAGUGCUUUCCAGGACCUGUAUGACGAGUCGGGUGAAAAAAUGGCUCGGGGCAUGUACCCGACGUCUGGAAAUUCCGAGGAUGUGGAACAUUCUAUGCACGGGUGGCGGGAGUAUGUUUUGUCGCGUCGAACUCGUCCCAGUGACCUGGAGGAGUUGCUGGAGGACCUGGAAUUUCACCUGCCUCGGACGUGGACCACUAGGAGGGUGGACGAGUCCAUGGAUGGAGGUCUACCUCCACGACCCACCUUCUACGUGGACCUUGUUGGGGAGGAGGACGCGAUGGGCCCGUGUGGGAGUGAGAGCGACGAGACCAGCAGCUCGGUGUCGACUGUCAUUGAUCGACUCUCGUUAUGUUCAUCCACCAAUGUGUCUAGAAAUUCCUCGUUUAAUGCCUCUGCCGAUGCCUCUAGGUUUGACUUGGCUCGAGCACUGAGUCCCUUCGAGCAGCUGGAGAAGGAGUUGGAGACUGAUACACAGCAGCAGCAGCAGACUCCUGCCACGGCUCCACGGGAUGAGGUGAUGCCAGCGCCACCGAUAGAUCGCAGCACUAAACCUACCACGGCAGAAUCCUCUAUUCCUGAGGUCGAGCAGCACGCUGCUGUCUCUCGCAAGACCUCGUCGUCAAAGAUCAAAAUGCGUCCAUCCAUUAAAUCAUUCUCAUUCAGCCUGAAAGGACGUCCGUUUUCAUGGCAGCAAGGGAAGAGUGCCAGCGACAGAGGGGUUAGCCGCUCCGACACGUUUCUGUCGAUCAAAAAGCCCGGAAAGAGGCCUGCGCCGCCUCCACCCCCUCGCUCCAUCGACAGUGGAACCCGCCAGAGCGAGUCCCCUCCCACGGUCACCUCCAGCAUGGGCGUGGAGACGGGUAUGGGCAUUAGAGAGAGGAUCUCACACCCAGACAACGACACCAUUCACGAUGAUUCGGAUAAUUACAUUGAUCUGAUAGCAGAAGCAGCCAAUCAAAAUCUUCAUAACGAAACCACAGCCGUAACUAGUAACGUGUCGGAGAGAGAAGUGACAACGAAGGUGGCCAAGGAAGAGCUAACUUUGCCCUUUCUGGCGCAGGUCAAACAACCAAAGCAUUCCCCGGAAUAUUUGUUGAUCUUAGAUUCCCCGCCCGGCCCUGAUGUGCUCGAUAAAUUUCCCGACAAGAGCUUUUACACCGGUGUUGCGGGAGACGUGAACUCUGAACUCCCAGACACUGUUCAAGAGGAAUACAAAUCGCUUGGCGCUGGUGAAAGGGUUGUCAUCCAAGCAGAAACUUCCCCCAGGAGUGUGACAACUCCGCCCGAAGUUAUCGAGUUAUGCACAAGUGAUCACAAUUCAGAAAGUUUGCAGCAGGAGUCUUCAUUGUCAGAGGCUACAGCGAGCUCGGCAGGCGGUGGUAGCCCGUGUCUCUCGGACGAUUACAUAUUUUCAACCUCCCAGAACUGUAUCGAGACCCGGGCUCAGGUUCACCACGCCCUGGACGAUACAGUAGACACAGAAACCAUAGCGAUUUGUCAGAGUCUGGAGAACGAGGACCUCGAAACAGGCUCGGUGAGGGAAUUAUCGAAUAAAGGAGAAAUGGAUAAUGGCAUUGAUGUGGAAGUUAGUGAACUUGAUGGAAGCAAAAGCCCCGAUGAUAGUGGAGAAGUUGACGUAAGUACAGACAUUGAUGCGAGUGUUGAUGAUGAGUUUGAUGAGAGGACAGUUGAAAGUACAAAACUAACUUACAAUUCAGGGCUUAUUAGUGUUACAGGACGAGAUAAUGGUACAAAUAUUAAUGGCACUCCACUGGUUGAUAACAUAAUGGAAGCUGACAGCAGUGAGAGGACUGACGGCUACAGUGAAACGGUUGGCGACGUCAGUGAAAAGGUUGAUGACGACGUCAGUGAAAAGGUUGAUGACGACGUCAGUGAUAAGGCUGACGACGUCAAUGAAAAGGUUGACGACAUCGCUGAAAAGGUUGACGACGUCAGUGAAAUGGUUGACGACGUCAGUGAAAAGGUUGACAUCAGUGAAAAGGUUGACGACGUCAGUGAAAUGGUUGACGACGUCAGUGAAAAGGUUGACGACGUCAGUGAAAUGGUUGACGACGUCAGUGAAAAGGUUGACGACGUCAGUGAAAUGGUUGACGACGUCAGUGAAAAGGUUGACGACGUCAGUGAAAUGGUUGACAUCAGUGAAAAGGCUGACGACGUCAGUGAAAAGGUUGACAUCAGCGAAAAGGUUGACGACGUCAGUGAAAAGGUUGACAUCAGUGAAAAGGCUGACGACGUCAGUGAAAAGGUUGACGAUAUCAGUGAAAAGGUUGACGUCAGUGAAAAGGUUGAUGACGACGUCAGUGAAAAGGUUGAUGACGACGUCAGUGAAAAGGUUGACAUCAGUGAAAAGGCUGACGUCAGUGAAAAGGUUGACAUCAGUGAAAAGGCUGACGUCAGUGAAAAGGUUGACAUCAGUGAAAAGUCUGACGACAUCAGUGAAAAGUCUGACGACAUCAGUGAAAAGGCUGACGACGCCAGUGAAAUGGUUGACGACAUCAGUGAAAAGACUGACGACAGCAUGAAAGGGGACUACAGCACCGAAGGUGAAGUGAGCACAGAUUAUGAUGACAGUGAAAUGUUAAUAAGUGAAUCACUGGAUGACAGCUGUGAGAGAAAUGACAACCAGCAAACAGCUGUCAGCAACGCCAAGGCAGAAGAGACAUAUGUACAAGACAACAUCGCUGGAAUACCGGAGGAGGAGGAGGAGGAGGGCUUCCUCUCCUGUUCCUCACCAAAGACCUCUCCUACAGAGCCCCUCCUGCCGGGAAGAGCUCCUAAGCUUCCUGGCGUCGCAGAAGAAGAAGGUCUUUACGAAGACCUGUACGAUGAGUGCUACCCUCUCGACACUCCGGCAGAUCCCAGGAGCAGAGGACCUCGAGACUUCAACGUCGCUCGGAGCUUAAGACGCGAAGUAAGUCGAGCUCUGCCAAUCGUUCCAGAGGAAGACAGCGGCGAUCUAGACACGACUGAAGGUGAUCUGACUGCCUUAUACGACGAUAUUGCUGACGAGAGCGGAGAGGGUACCUCGGCUGAGGCGAUGAGCUUGGACGUUUCCGAUGAGGUUGACAUGGAGGGCUUAGCCGUUCCGUCCGUUCAGCUUGAAACGGGCGGCUCUAAAGCGAGCUUAACAAUCGGCCAGUGCUCAAGGCAGAGGCGUCUCAGGCCUGACUUGGGGGACCUCAUCAGGCGGGAGAUGAACCUGAGCGACGACGUGACGGUGGAGGUGGAGGAAGAAGAGGAGGUAGAGAACCUGGUGGAGUGUGAGAACGAGAAGGAGCUCCUGCUGGUGAUGAGAGCCCUCCGUCAGGAGCACUCUAGCGACCACCUCAGGUGGCUUCAAGACGACAGCGAAGGUGACGACGAUGACGCGGGAGGAGGAGGAGGAGGAGGAGGAGCAGGAGGAGGCACUAGUGAAGGUUCCGACGGUGCUACUGAAGGUGACGACCACCACCGGGAAUCUGACGAAGGUGAAGAUGAGCACGAAGAUGAACCUGCGGCCGAAGAUGUGUGUAAGGAUGACCCGGCUGGCGGGGGUCAGGGCGCUGCGGCGCGUGCCCUGAGCGACCCCCAGGUUGGAGGGGGAGAAGGGGGGAAGAAGGAGGAGGAGGUGGUGGGGGGAGAGAAACAGCUUCCCCCCUCCUUCUCUCCCCCACAAGUCGCCGCUGCCCACAGCCCAGCCACCAGCCUCCACCACCACAGUCUCGCACAGGGCACAACCCGCCACCCACGCCACGCCACCCUCCCACUCACCCGCGCCCUCCCCUCCCACGCUGGCGGCCGCCCGCACGCCCACGCCACCCACCACGCCCAGGACACAGCCUCGGAGAUAGGCUUAGCAAGCGGCGGUGAACCCCGCGUCACACAGACGGUCAGACAAGCGGAUCAUUCCCCAAACUGGAGUUUAGUGAGUAGUGAAGGUGCGUUUGAGUGCGCGGCGCGUGAGGAGAGUAGCCAGAGUGCCACGUGCGGCGUGCGGAGCGUGGUGGCACGGACUCUGGAGAGUGCCACGAGCAGCGGCACGGCCAUGGUGGCACGGACGGACACGAACCAGGCGGGGAAGGUCACCAACUGUCUCGACAAUGUUGAGUCUCUUGCCCUGUUGGCCAGAGGUGGGGAGCAGGACAAGGGCGAGGCUGGCGACGGUGCCGCGCCCGUGGCACCUGACGCCGAGGGUGCCAUCAGCCUGGGUGGCACCUCUGAUGCCAGCAGCAGCGACGGAGAGGAGCCACAGGUCGCGGAGACCAGCAGGAGCAGUGAAGACACUCCAGAACCUCCAGACUUUUCCACACACCCUAUGUGCACAGGUAAGGCAGCAGUUGCACGCUCAACAACAGCUGCUACAAAAAACUUACGUUUGCAGCGUUUACAGAAACAGCAACAGGUACAGCGACAACAGGAAGAGCAAGAACAACAGCAUCGGAUGCAGCAGCAAUAG